UUAGCUGUUAGUAAGUUUAUUUCGCGAAGUACUACAGAGUGCAUCAGGCUUGUUAGCAAUUCUUUCAAGUUACGAAACUAUAAUAAUGCGUAUCUUAUUAAAUUUAGUUCUGCUGCUGAUGUGCCAUAGAGCAUCAUCGUUUCCAUCAUUGUUUAAUGUCUCCAAGAUGAACGAAGACAACUUCGAGAAACUUGGCAUUUUGAAAAGUAACAAUUAUUUCCAAGAUGCACAAAUAUUUAAUUCAUACAAUAUCACAGUUUAUACACCAAGUAGAAAUACUACCACUCCUAACAAAAAUAAUCAAACCGUUCAAGCUGCCCAAACCAUCAAAAUACCUGAAUUCUACAAACUGGCACCAGGCAUCGGAGCGCACAGAUUGCUUACAUCUAAGAAAACUUGGAAUCAGGCGAGAAAUCAGUGUAUCACGGACGGAGCUCACUUAGUCGUGAUAAAGUCAGCUGAAGAAGAAGAAGUCAUAAAAAAAUUACUCACUAGUCAAAUGAUCGACGAGAUUUGGCUCGGCAUUCACGAUUUGUUCAAAAAAGACGAUUGGGUUACAAUCUUCGAUCAGAUGCUUGAAAAUGUCGGAUAUGCAAAGUGGAACGAAGGUGAACCAAAUAAUUUUGGGGGUGAUGAGCACUGCGGAUCUUACUACAAAGAUGGCAUGAACGAUGUGCCAUGCUCUACAGAGAUGUCGUUUGUUUGCAAAAUUAUAGUCUGAAUGACGAUGAUAAAAACUGUAAAAUUACGUUUUCGUGAAAGAAAUGGAAUAGUUUCUUUAACAUACAUGCCCGUAGUAUUUAAAAAAAA
Nasonia vitripennis (jewel wasp) is the source of this 810-nucleotide messenger RNA. RefSeq names its product hemolymph lipopolysaccharide-binding protein-like. Gene Ontology annotation, molecular function: signaling receptor activity. The record is from RefSeq and is a predicted model, not a curated record. Bases 86 to 721 code for a protein of 211 amino acids. Lineage: Eukaryota; Metazoa; Arthropoda; Insecta; Hymenoptera; Pteromalidae. The transcript has 3 exons.